Spinacia oleracea (spinach) is the source of this 2346-nucleotide messenger RNA. Its product is annotated as probable E3 ubiquitin-protein ligase ARI2. The record is from RefSeq and is a predicted model, not a curated record. Gene Ontology annotation, molecular function: zinc ion binding; ubiquitin-protein transferase activity. Gene Ontology annotation, biological process: protein ubiquitination. Lineage: Eukaryota; Viridiplantae; Streptophyta; Magnoliopsida; Caryophyllales; Amaranthaceae. The transcript has 7 exons. The coding region runs from base 259 to 2091 and encodes 610 amino acids.
AACAAGAAAUUAUUAUUAUAAUUUUCCAAAACCCCCCCAACUUUCUCUCCUCUUUCUCUCUCUUGGUGUUUUGGGCUUCCACAGCAAGCUCUCCCCUCGUCUGUAAGAUUAGGGUUGAUCGCCGUCGAAAACCCUCCAAUUAUUUGCUAAUAUUACUUAAUUCUCUUCAAGUUUUUAUCGACAACUUCAUGUUCCGCAGUUAUUUCGCCAACUGUCAAAUUUUGAGUUGAAUUUUGCGUUUGAUUUGGCGGUAAUUCGAUGGAGGAUUAUGCGGAUAGUGAUAAUGAGUAUUACUAUGAUGAUGCUGAUGAAGAUGACGAUGAUCGCGAUUCUUUGAAUUUGAUUCAUGUUGUUAAUAAUAAUGUCUCUCUCACUCAAGGCACUGGUUCAUCCAUCAAGGUGAUCAGAAGGGAUUCCCUUCGAGCGGCGCAGACCGAAGACUUGCGCAGAAUAAUGGAUCUGUUGUCAUUGAAGGAGCAUCAUGCAAGAACCCUUCUUAUACAUUAUCGUUGGGAUGUUGAAAAGAUAUUGGCAGUGCUCGUGGAAAGAGGAAAAGACAAAUUGUAUGUGGAAGCUGGUGUCAGAGUGAUAGAACAUGCUAAAAAUCCUUGUUCUUCAUCUUCUUUUCUCCAAUGUGACAUUUGUAUAGAAGAUCGACCUGCCAAUAAGUUUACGACGAUGGAUUGUGGUCAUUACUUCUGCAAUGAUUGUUGGACAGAGCAUUUUAUUGUGAGAAUAAAUGAAGGUCAGAGUAGACGUGUUAAAUGCAUGGCACAUAGAUGCAAUGCGAUUUGUGACGAUGGGAAAAUAAGAAAUCUGGUUAGUAUGAGAGAUUAUGCUGCGGCUGAAAAAUUUGAUCGCUUUCUUCUGGAGUCCUACAUUGAUGAUAACAAAAGGGUUAAGUGGUGCCCAAGUGUUCCCCAUUGUGGGAAUGCUAUACGUGUUGAAGAGGAUGAUUAUUUUGAGGUUGAAUGUGCAUGUGGUCAUCAAUUCUGCUUUGGCUGUUCAUCUGAAGCACACUCACCUUGCUCAUGUCUGAUGUGGGAGCUUUGGUUGAAGAAAUGCCAGGAUGAAUCAGAGACAGUUAAUUGGAUCACAAGCCACACUAAGCCUUGUCCUAAAUGUCACAAGCAUGUGGAAAAGAAUGGAGGAUGCAAUCUUGUUGUAUGUGUUUGCGGUCAAGCAUUCUGUUGGCUUUGUGGCGGAGCUACUGGUAGAGAGCAUACGUGGUCUUCUAUUGCCGGUCACAGCUGCGGGAGAUUCAAAGAAGAUGAUCUACAAAAGGCUGAGCGUGCAAAGACAGAAUGGCAUCGUUAUAUUCACUAUCACAAUCGUUAUAAAGCUCACACCGAUUCCUAUAAACUUGAAGCUAAGCUGGAGGAAACUAUUCAGGAAAAGAUAUCAAGUUUGGAAGACAGGGAUACAACAUCUAAGGACUUCAGCUGGGUGACAAAUGGACUCUACCGAUUGUUUAGGUCCAGGCGUAUUUUGUCAUAUUCAUACCCAUUUGCUUAUUAUAUGUUUGGUGAUGAGCUGUUUAGCAAUGAAAUGGCAAAGGUGGAAAGAGAAAUAAAAAAGAACUUGUUUGAAGACCAGCAACAGCAACUGGAGGCGAAUAUUGAGAAACUCUCAAUGUGCCUGGAGGAGCCAUUUCAUACUCUUGAAGAUGACAAAGUUUCAGAAACAAGAAUGCGGAUAAUAACUAUGACGACCAUAGUUGACAACCUAUGCAGGAAAAUGUAUGAAUGCAUUGAAGGUGAUUUGUUAGGACCUCUCGAGCGCACAAUCCACAUAAUAGCCCCGUAUAGGUCGAAGGGGUUGGAGAAAGCGUCAGAACUUUCUGAUUGGCGGAACCAGAGUAAUACUAGUGACAGAAAUGCCAGCUCAAACGGAGUGAAGGGGUCAAACGAGUCAUCUACGGGCUUGGUUCUGAAUCAAAUUGAGAGUGGAUGCUCUUCGAGAAAACGUGCUAGGGCAGAAUCUUCUAGUUUGGGUCUGAAUCAAGUUGAGAGUGGAUGCUCCUCCAGCAAACAUGCUAAUGCAGAUUUUGAGGAUAGAUUUUUUGAUUUGAACUUGCCUGCUGAUAUAUGAUCAACAACAGCUGAUUUAUUCGUAUCUAACAUGAAAGGAUUUUGAUAUAUAUAUAACCCGUAGCCUGGAGUGUGCAACUACUGAUUCUGAUGCCUAGACAUCUGGAACUACAAAUGUUAAUAACCUCCUUUUUGGUACUAGACAAGGCCUAAUAUGUACAGGGCCUUAGAGCUUAGAAUGCAGGAAUUAUGUAAAGUUCAGCAGUAUUACUUAAUUCAGAGUAUGAUAUUUUAUUAUAAAGCUUUAAUUUAUCUA